AUGUCGCUGCAACCCCACCAUCAGCCAGGCCGCCGCUCCGUGGCGGCGCGGGUCAAGCCUGGCGAAACGCCGGAGCAGGCGCUUGAGCGGCGGCUGCGUGAGUCGGCUCAGGUGGAGGAGCGGGUCAUCGACAUCGUGGAUCAGGCAGACUGGGAGCGCCAGCUGAAGCAGGCGGGCGACAAGCUGGUUGUGCUCAACGUGCAGAGCGACCACGUGUGCCAGACGGGGCUGGAGGAGGCGGAGCUGCAGUGGAAGGCGGACCAGAAGGCGGCGCUGGAGCCGUGCAGCGGGCUGAAGCACACCUUUGCACGCACCGCACGCGAGUGCAAGGAUGUCGUGUUCCUGUCGCUGGAGGCCGACACCGACGAGGGCUCUGAGCUGUGUGAUGUUCUGGGGGUGGAGGUGCUGCCCACGGUGCAGUUCUGGAAGGGCGGGGAGAAGGUGUGGGAGCACCGCGGCGUGGUGCGCCUGGACCAGACGCUCGGGGAAGGCGUGCUGUACUACGGCGAUACCGCCGCCAACAACGUCAAGGCCAGCAGCAUCAUCACCGAGCUGGGCUCCAAGCAGGAGCUGGCCGACUUUGUGGCGGCCCAGCCGGAGCGCGUGCUCACGGUGGUGGAUGUGUCGCUGCUCAGCGCCUCCCCCUGCGUGCACAUCUACCCUGCCGUGCUGGCGCUGGCCACCAACUUUGUGGGCUACGCCGCCUUUGCGCGCCUGCUGGGCGACGACAAGCCGCAGCUGCUGGCGGAGCUGGACAUCAAGGAGGUGCCCACCUUUCUGUUCUACCGCAACGGCCAGGAGGUGGGGCGCCACGUGGGCAGCAGCCGCGGGGACCUGAUAGGCCAGAUAUUGGCGCAGCAGGCCAAGCUGGGCAUCCAGGCGCCGCCGCCGCCCGGCGCCGGCCAGCCGCGCGAGAAGCGGCCCAUGCGUCGCGGGCGCAUCAAGCUGGAGCGGUGA
This is a messenger RNA of Chlorella variabilis, 957 nucleotides long. RefSeq lists its product as hypothetical. Gene Ontology annotation, molecular function: oxidoreductase activity, acting on a sulfur group of donors, disulfide as acceptor. The transcript is spliced from 7 exons. NCBI's taxonomy places the organism in Eukaryota, Viridiplantae, Chlorophyta, Trebouxiophyceae, Chlorellales, Chlorellaceae. The record is from RefSeq and is a predicted model, not a curated record. Bases 1 to 957 code for a protein of 318 amino acids.